Messenger RNA from Schistocerca americana (American grasshopper), 1590 nucleotides. RefSeq names its product myrosinase 1-like. Gene Ontology annotation, biological process: carbohydrate metabolic process. The coding region runs from base 1 to 1509 and encodes 502 amino acids. Gene Ontology annotation, molecular function: beta-glucosidase activity. The transcript has 11 exons. NCBI's taxonomy places the organism in Eukaryota, Metazoa, Arthropoda, Insecta, Orthoptera, Acrididae. The record is from RefSeq and is a predicted model, not a curated record.
AUGGCGCCGGCCGAGAUGUUGUCGCUGUGCUUGUUGGUGGUGCUGGCGGCGGCUUCGGCCUCCGCUCAGGAGAUCAACAACCGCUUCCCAGACGGCUUCAUGCUGGGCUACGCCACGGCCGCCUACCAAGUGGAGGGCGCCUGGAACGAGGAUGGCAAGGGCGAGAGCAUCUGGGACCACAUGCUGCACGAGCACCCAGAGUGGGGCUGGAACGGCCAGAACGGCGACGUGGCCUGCGACUCGUACCACAAGUACGCCGACGACGUGGAGUGCCUCGUGAACGCCUCGGCCGACGCGUACCGGUUCUCCAUCUCAUGGCCGCGGAUACUACCGACUGGAGACCUUGACAACAUCAACCAGGCCGGCAUCGACUACUACAACAACCUCAUCAACCUGCUGCUCGCCAACAACAUCCAGCCUCUGGUGACGAUGUACCACUGGGACCUGCCGCAGGCGCUGCAGUACAUCGGAGGCUGGCCCAACCCCAUCAUGGCGGACUACUUCGUCGAGUACGCCAGACUGCUCUUCGACACCUACGGCGACAGGGUAAAGUGGUGGAUCACGUUCAACGAACCGUCGGUGUUCGCAGGCGGCUACGCCAGCACGGGUGGCCAGGCACCGGCGCAGAACGCCGUCGGAAUCGGCGACUACCUCACCUACUACACCGUCAUCAACGCGCACGCGCGCGUCUGGCACCUCUACAACGACACGUACAGGGCCACGCAGCAAGGCUACGUGGGCAUCACGCUCAACAGCGACUGGGCCGAGCCGCUCAACGCGUCAAGUCCCACCGACCAGGAGGCUUCUGAGAGGAGUCUGCAGUUUGGGCUCGGCGCCUUCGGACACGCCCUGUUCACGGCGGAGGGCGACUGGCCGCCCGUCAUGAGGGAGCGCAUAGACGCCAACAGCGCCGCCGAGGGCCGGCCCCGCUCACGGCUGCCAACGUUCACGCAGCAGGAGAUUGAGUACAACAGGGGAACGACGGACUUCAUCGGCAUCAACACGUACGGAACCGGUCUGGUGACGUUGGGCGAGACGGGAAGCAUUCCGUCCUUCGCUCACGACCAGGGCGUCAUCGCGUCCAGGGAUCCUUCCUGGGUUGUCGGCUCCAGCGGCUACGUCUACAUGGUGCCAUGGGGAUUCAGGAAGCUGAUGAACUGGGUAUCCAACACGUACCCGCAGUACCCCAUCAUCGUGACUGAGAACGGCUUCAGCGACCUGGGCGAAACGCAGGACGACCAGCGUAUAAGUUACCACGGCCACUACUUGGCGGAGCUACUCAAUGCAAUCAAUAUUGACGGAAAUAACGUGAUUGGGUACAUGGCGUGGAGUAUUAUUGAUAAUCUUGAGUGGGGUCAGGGUUUCAGGCCAAGGUGGGGAGUUUUUAAAGUGGACACUGACGAUCCAAACCUACCCAGAAGCCCGAAGGCAUCGUCAGAGUUCAUGGGCAACAUUUAUACGACCAGGACUGUGCCCUUGGAGUAUUUCAACAGCACUCGAACGACAUGAUGUUCAUAAACUGGUCCAUGUUUAUACUGUCAAUUUUGUACUCUGUAUUAACACUGUAAUAAAUUCUUUUAAAAACCUGUA